AUGACAACCAGAUUGAUGUUUUCGAAUGAGGCUCUUUCCAUUUAUACUCAUUUACCUCAUUUUAUUGCUACAAAUGCAGAUAAAGAUCGAUUAGGACGUAUAGCUGUAAAAGCCAUACAUGAACAAAUGGACGAUGAUAAAGAUGGAUUAAUUGAAGCAUCAGAAAGUAGCGAGUUUAUUACAGAAGAAUUAGAAUCAAAGACCGAUGCUGAACGUCACAAACAAUUUCAAGAUGCUGAUUUACACAUAACAGUUGAAGAUUUAUGGCACCAAUGGCAUAAUAGUGCCGUUUAUAACUGGACUGUCGAUGAUGUGGUUGAUUGGCUUGUUAAUUUCGUCCAUUUGCCAAUGUAUGUAGAAAAUUUUAGACGAAAUCAAAUUGAUGGUCGAAUAAUACCAAGAUUAGCAGCUAAUGAAAAACAUUAUAUAACAGGUAUAAUGCAUAUCAGAGAUCCGAGACACAAACGACGAUUAAUAAUUAAAGCAACUGAUGUGGUAUUGUUCGGUCCCCCACAAAAUCCUCAUAAUCUUGUUAAAGAUAUGAUAUUGAUGUCAGCAUUGUUGAUAUCAAUUGGUGGUUGUAUUUAUGCAUUUAUUCGACAUCGUAAAACUCAAGAACAUAUGAAUAUUAUGAUGAAAGAAUUGGAAGCAUUACAAAAAUGCGAAGUUGAUCUGAUUGCAUGUACGGGAAAAAUGAAAUCAAUGGAUAAUGAACUAAAAGAUAAAACGAAAGUUGAUCGUGGUCUGUUAUAUGCAUGGUAUGUUGAAGUUCAGCGAACCAAGGAAGAAGCUGAGAAGUUACGAAAACUUCGUGAUUCAACUCCUGAUCACGACAAACAGUUAAAACUAUCUAUACAAGAAAUUGAACAGUUGAGAAUAGCACUCCGUAAAGCGGAAGAACAUGCUAGACAUCAGUCUUAUGAAGCACCGUCUGAAUUACUUGAAUUAUUGCAACGAACACAUGAUUUAGAAGAGGCAGCAUUUGAAAUAAAACGAAAAUUAGCCGAAAAUGCAAUGAUGAAUGCCAAAGAACAUAUGACCAAAAUAUCUAAAAUGCAAAAAGGCUUUUUUGGUGCUGUGCGAAUUGCGCAUACAAGCUGCAUGGAUGAUGUUGGUGAAUUGAUUAAUGCAGCUAAAGAAAAACUAGCUGAAAUACAAGAUGAAUAUGAAGAACGUGAAAGACGUUGGCAUAAAAUAGCAGUAUUAGUCAAUCGUGAUGAUUUUAUAGGACAAAUAGCUUCAAAUCAAUCAUCAUCCAUAUCAACGACAACUUCACCAUCAAUAUAUAAUGGUUCUGUGACAUCGGGAGUUAAUCCAGCGGUUGGCACCUGCGGGGAAUAUGCCUUUUCACGUUCAAAAUCGUCAACUUAUGACACAUGUGGUUUAAUAAAUUCAUUAGAUCCAUCGAAAAUAAAUGGUAGUGUACAUAAUAAUAAUCGUGGUUUAGCGAUCAAUCCUCCUCAACCACUACGUGUCAUUGAUGAUACACUUAGCCAAGCGGAUAGUGGUCUUGAAUCAUCUAAUUCAUCAUCUGUAACGCUCAAACGUCGUGCACUUAAUCGUCCUAUCAGGAACGGAAAUAGUGCUAUAGCAAAUUUUGCCUUGUCCUAUUCAAAUUCCACAACGGGCAUUGCUGAUAUGCUGUAUAGUGGUGAAUUAAAUAAUCGUCAAAACGGCUCUGUUGUUAAUAUGCCAUCAUCAUUAUCUGAUCAUUCUCAUCAAGGCUAUCAUCAAGGCUAUCCGUCAACAAUACACAGUCAAGAGUCUAUCGAUCGUAUGUUACCAUAUGAAACAGCAUCACAAAUAUUUUCAUGUUCAAAUUCUGUGGGAACACCGGAUAAAACACGUAAACAAUUUUCUGCUACGAAAAUAUUUAAACCAUUUCGUUCAAAAAAAAAAGAAUUAAAACAAUGA
This is a messenger RNA of Didymodactylos carnosus, 1914 nucleotides long. Lineage: Eukaryota; Metazoa; Rotifera; Eurotatoria; Philodinida; Philodinidae. The record is from the annotation of a GenBank genome assembly.